Messenger RNA from Macroventuria anomochaeta, 1009 nucleotides. RefSeq lists its product as uncharacterized. NCBI's taxonomy places the organism in Eukaryota, Fungi, Ascomycota, Dothideomycetes, Pleosporales, Didymellaceae. The record is from RefSeq and is a predicted model, not a curated record. The transcript has a single exon. Bases 204 to 953 code for a protein of 249 amino acids.
UGUGAAGCCAGCUUACCACCCAGGCCUUCGGCAUUCGUUAACCAGCAGCAACGGCAGCCGCCAAUAUUCGCGCCUUGACCUCGAUACAAUUACGAGACAUGACACACCAACUGGUUUUAAAUCACUACGCCGAAGACUUUUCCGGACGUUGACAUCUGAUCAAGCUGUUACAAUGCAACAUUCCGCGACACACCAUACGCAAGAUGCAUCUCCGAGCUUCUCCCAAGCCCAAGGACGUGGCAACAAGAUGUGACUCUUCUGAUCGCUGGAACCAUGCUGCGACAUUGUGGCUCUUUUCACAAGGCGCGUCAGAUCUCACCCUCCUGGGCAGCGUAGCCGAACUACCUCCCGACGAAGACGGUGCAUGUCCCAACCUCAAUCCGCAGGACCCCGAAGCCCAAAGCGGAAGCAAGCCAACCGCAACACGGACAUGGCACUUCCUUUCUGACCCAACAAUCGGGUCUCUCAUCGAAGAUCUUACAGUCUGUUCGGCUUGUGUCGGACGCGUCAAUCUCAUUUUUCCCUCUCUGAACGGUGUCUUCAACCCCGUAGCCGAUGGCCAGAAACUCCAAGCAACCGGCGGUUUGCUCCCUGCGCACGACAAUGGAGUGCGGAGCGAAGCGUACCUGGCUCAGCUCAACGACACGGCAACACAGACGCUCAAGACUGAGAAUCUCGACACGCGUGCUCUGGCCGCGUACGCUAAGAAUUGGGCGCCUAUCCAGAUUAGUUUGAAGGGCCAGCAUGUUCCAAAGGGAGCGACGAGAUGGAUGUUUCCGAUUAAUGCGCCUGUAUCUUAUUGGCUACUCUACAACAGGUACCGUGAAGCAUUACCUGGUACCAGGUGUCAGACCCUGACCCAGGUGCUUACAGCCUCUCACGGCAGCUGCAGAUGUGCUCGACGUCAUGAACUACAUCGCUGCCCCACAUAUUCAGGGUACGUAUACUGUUAAUGUAGCCGCAAACGCGCCAGCCAAUCAGAUCUAAGCUCUCCAAUUGUGUACUAAGA